AAAUAAAAACGCGUUUAUCCAUUAUCCAUUAUGAUCCAGUGGAAAUUCUACUUAAUGCUAAUAUUUGUGAUGAGGAGUAAUGGCGGUAAUGAAACAGCGUCAUUAAAUAACACGUGGUUGGAGGUUUCACAUCACCCUGCUUGGAACGAGUUAGACGCGUUCGAUUGUGGAGACAGCGCCGCUGACCGUAUCAUAGGCGGGAUGAAUGCAGCUCUGGGUCAAUUCCCCUGGAUCGCUCGCCUUGGGUAUAAUAUUUCAGAUGAAGAUGAUCUGGACUGGUUGUGUGGCGGAGCGCUGGUCUCCGAUCGACACGUCAUAACAGCAGCACACUGUCUCCAAUCCGCCGAUGAUGGAUAUGAACUAACCUCUGUUCGUUUGGGAGAGCAUGACACGGAAACCGACCCCGACUGCCAAAUGAGCAUAUGUGCGCCAAAAGUCCAAGACAGAAAAGUGAAGACUGUCAAACAGCAUCCACUAUUUAAUAAACCAGCAUUCCACAAUGACAUCGCCAUACUUGAAUUGGCAACUCCGGUGGAAAUAAAUGAUUACGUAGCACCAAUAUGCUUGCUUCGCAGUAAGGAUCAGUUGGUCGAUUUAAAAAUCGGCGAACUUGUAACCGUUGCUGGAUGGGGUACUAUGAACAUGACUACGGAACAAAGGGCCAACAUUUUGCAAGUCGUCAUUUUGCCAAUUGUGAGUCCAGAUAAGUGCAGCAACUUUGGAUCUCAAUUCAAAGUGUCCCAGUCGGAAAUAUGCGCCGGCGCACAGCACAACAAGGAUGCCUGCGGGGGAGACUCCGGAGGUCCGCUUAUGAAGGUAUAUGACACGCCCGACGGCCCGAAACACUUUUUAGUGGGUGUGGUGUCGUUUGGUCCGUCAAUAUGCGGCAUCAAAAAACCCGGAGUGUACACUUCAGUGUCAUUCUUCCUAAAAUGGAUACUUGAUAAUUUAUAUUGAGUGUCUAUUAUGAUUGUAUAGAUUUUUAUUUAGUAUUUCCUUUAUUGUAAUG
Molecule: messenger RNA, 1009 nt
Organism: Achroia grisella
Lineage: Eukaryota; Metazoa; Arthropoda; Insecta; Lepidoptera; Pyralidae
Product: CLIP domain-containing serine protease HP8-like
Exons: 7
Coding region: 31-957 (308 amino acids)
Biological process (GO): proteolysis
Molecular function (GO): serine-type endopeptidase activity
Source: RefSeq, a predicted model, not a curated record